UUAGAAAAUCAUGUGCUCGCCGGAAAAGCUCAAAGCUGUCAGUAAGGGCGCGCUCGGAGCCGCGGUCACACGCGCCGGGAGUUUCCACGCUUUUCAGGCAGAGCUUUUUAUACUUCGAUGAACAAUAACAGGGUGCGAGAUAUUUGAUCUCUAUCAAACGUGACAUAAGCUUAUAAAGAGUCAGAAUAGUGAAGUUUGUAACACACUGCGUUAAUGGAUCAUGUUUUUCUGAUAUUUGGAAUGAUUAAAAUAAGUAGAAGCGGUGGCGGUGGCGGGUGGCGGGCGGCGGCGGCGGCGCGGCAGCGGAGCGCGGUGGCGAGAUGAGCGCGCCACGCUCCGCGGCCGAGGCGCUCUCCUGCCUGCUGUGGCAGCCCUACGACUGCCGCUCGCCGCCCCUCGCGCGCUCGUGCACCGAUGGAGCCCUCGCCGUGUACCUCGUGUCCGCGGGGGACGAGGCGCGCGCGCGCCAGUCGCCGAGCGGCGGUCGUCAUGCGUGCGCGUCGUACCGCGCGAUCACUCCCCGCCACGAGAUGCGGUUGCCCGUGCCGGCGCCCGCUCCGCUGCGCAAGUCGGACUCGGUCUCGGUGCGAGUCCCGGGCGAGCCGAGUCGCUCCAAUGUGUGCAAUGUGAACAUAGUGCAGGUGCAAGAUGCGCCCGGUCCCAUCGUGAACAGUGCGGUGCAGACGGAGAGAGAGAGGAGUGUAGCGAGUGCCGAGUGCCAGACGGAGGAGCCGGCGCGGCGGCGGCGAGCGCGGCGGGUGCGCGCGCCGCGGCCGCCCGGCCUGCUGGAGAGCGUGCCGCCGCCGCCGUACAGCACGCUGCCGCCGCCCGUGCCCGUGCCCGUGCCCGUGCCGGUGCCCGUGGCCGUGCCGCCGCCGGCGCCCAUCGUCUCCCCGCAUCCACCAGCGCAUCGGUUCCCUUUCCAACCUAUUCCUCUCAGAUCAGGAAGAGGUGCAGCGUAUGCAUGUUCAGAAGGGGAAGGCAACGCUCCCAAGUCAUGUUGUGGCCGGCCUCCGCUAAGGCUGUGUGUUCUAUUCCUGGGCGUCGUGGGCGCCUGCCUGGUGGCUGCAGGGGCCGUGUUAGGAGCCCUGAGGCCGCACCCUCGAGCACCCCUCACAUUACUGCUACUUAUGAUAGGCAUAGGUGUGGUGCUAGUAACCGCAGCAGGCUUAGCAUGGCGACUAGGCGCUCGCGACGCUCCCUGCGCCUUGCUAGGGCUGCGACGCGCGUCGUGUCGGCGGCUCGUGCCCCGACUGCCGCCCAGCUACGCGCGCCCGCACCACCCCUACGCAGCCAUGCUGUACCCGGAGUUCCAUUAUAGGCCUCCGCCACCCACCUACCAAGCUUCUAUGCAAGAAUAUAGACUCAGGUUACUUCUCCUCGACAGAAGUGCGCCCGCGGUGUCGCCGCCUCCUACUUACAGAUCCAAUUCAGCAAGUCUAGUCAGAGGAUCCACGGGAGCAGCGUGGUGCGGCUCCGAGUACAGCGGCCCGCCAUCCUACCGAGCGCCCCGCGUCGACCCGCCUGUAACCGUCACCGACACGCUGCCAACUCUAACGUCCCUAGAACUCAAAUACAACGACGACACGAUAGAGCACCUCCCCAAACCCACAGAACAAGAAAAAGACCCUGACGAACACCUCGUCACAAUAGUUCACACAGAGGCUCAGCCAGUGAUUGUUACAGUGUCUGGUUCAACAGCGCUUAACGAUUCUCAUAUACAACCGCCUUCCGAAAUCGACAUAUUGGCACAUUUAUAACAAACCAGUGGACUUCUAAGUGUAGAAGACAUGAGGAUUGUAUCUAUGAGUGGUUUGUACAGUGAUAUUUUGAGUGCUAUUGGUGAGAAGUGAAGUUUGGUGCCCAUUAUUAGGUAUAUGGAAUAUAAGUGAUCAUAACACAAUAUAGAUGCUAAAAAGGUAGUUGUAUGCAAACAUAUAAAUGUAUUAUUAUAACAGUGAUUUGUUUAGUACAUUUGUAUAUUUGUAUACCACAUUUGUUUGACAAUUGAAGUGGAUUAAGUACCUUAUUAUCAUAUAAAUAAGUUUUAUGAAAUGUAAAUAAAAAGCACUGACGUAUAUUGAUUUGCUUGAAUAAGUUAAAAGCGUGCCGUGUAUAAAGGUUACAAAAGAACCUUAUGUUAAACCAAAACCUUCACCGUAAUGUACAACAUAUUAAAAUGUUAAUUAUUUAGUGCCAAUGGUUGUUUUACGUAUAAUUUUUAAGCUUCUGAUUGAGGGAACUAUUUUCCUUAUAUUUAAUUUUGGUAACACUUCUUUCAUUCAAGAAUAUUUUAAGCUACCUAACUCUAUUUUAUUUAUAAUUUAUUAAAGCUUAUAAUGUAUUUAAAAAUAAAUUAUCAGGAUUCAUGAAACCUCCUUCACUAUUUCUAUAUUUUGUAAGAUUGAUUAGUGUUUUUUUUUUAAUAAUUUUGAUUCCUCCGUAGCAGAAGCUGAAUCUUUCAUACGAAUUUCGUUUUCAGAAGCAUACCUAGUUAUUACUAAUUGUAUAGGUACUUGUUAAUAAUUAACUGCUCGAUUUAAAUCGUAUAAUAUUGUUGUGACGAAACAGAUUAUAUGCCUCUUUAUUUAUUACUAGUUCUUUAUGAAAUAGUAUUCAAAUUGAUAUAGCUUUAAGGCAAUGGAUUCUAUAAGUAUAAUUUUGUAAAUACGGAUGGAUACCUUUUAUGAAUUAUGGAUGAAGACAAAAAACCAAUGUAUCGGUAAUAUAAUCAAUUUCUCUUUGUUUCUUACGGCUGUCACGUAUAGUAUUAUUAGGUUUAGGUAUCAUGUAUAAAAUGAAAAAUAAUGAUAACAUUUUCUUUCAAUGACUAGAUAAUUGUUGUGAUACAAUCUCUUCUUCUGAUCGCUGAAUUGGUGAAUCGCUUCAUAGAUUCACUCUAGGGGUAGGAUAGGCAGGUAGGUACCUACCUACAGAUUUGUUUCUGGGUCAUCAAAACUUAUCAAGAAUUUUCAAAAACUAGGUACUUACCAUUAUUGCUGUUUUCACAUAAACUGUUUUUUUUUGUUCAAAUACAAGGCCCUACCUAUUUGUACAUAUACUGUUGAGUAUUUUUUACGAUGAACCAACUGCGAAUUGGAUCAUUUACGAAUUGCAUGAGUUAACUAUGCUAUAUAAAACUUAGAAAUUUAAAACCGUUCUUAGUAUGAGACAAAUGAACAAAAUAUAAAUUUUGUUAUCCUAAAGGAAAACAUUUAUUGGCUUAAUUUAAAUAAAUAUAUGGAUACGUGACUCAAGCCGCCUUCAUAAAUAAAUUAACCAUUUACUUCAGUGCAGAUUAUACCUAAGUCUAAGUUGUAUGUAUCAUACCUGCUGUUACUAU
Messenger RNA from Maniola jurtina (meadow brown), 3343 nucleotides. RefSeq lists its product as uncharacterized. NCBI's taxonomy places the organism in Eukaryota, Metazoa, Arthropoda, Insecta, Lepidoptera, Nymphalidae. The transcript has 6 exons. The coding region runs from base 321 to 1760 and encodes 479 amino acids. The record is from RefSeq and is a predicted model, not a curated record.